CUCGCCGGGGAUGGUUUAUGCUUUCUUGCUGCUGCAGUUUGUGGUUGGUCGGUUGACUAUUCGUUUAAACUCCAGAGAGGAAGAAGAGAGCUUUUGGUGAAGAAGCGGCGUUUUUUGUGGUGGUGUGGUGAAUCAACUCGUCAAUCAAUUGAGUUAGUGAAUGGGCGCGGAAAAUUGUCGGAAUUUAAAAGGAGUUAAACCUUAACAAGUGAUUACGCAUUUUGUGGACCGAACAAUUUGAACAACUUCAACAAAAAAAAAAAAGUGACACAGUGUUGAAUCGGCGGAAGCUUUAGUGAAGAUCGAGAUGAAAAUUGUGCAAAUGAGAUGCUGAUUGAGAGCUGAGCCGAUCAUCUGCAGCAGCAUCGUGAAGCCACACUUGAACUACUACCGGCGAGGGUGGCGAAGAAGCUGUUGGCGGGAACUGAACGUGAAGAAGCGCGCCCCUCGAAAAUUUGUGUGAACCAUUCAAUGGUAAAUCGGUGCAACUGAGAGGAUUAAUUAAUUACAUAAAAUUGCCGGCGCAAAGUGUGUGGAAUUUGUGGUGUCUGGAGUUGGAUUCGGUGCACUUCCUGAACUAACUGUUGGAAUCAUUGUUGUAGGAAAAAAAGAAGAAGCAAAACUGAGUGAAAUUAUAGGCUUUUUUGCAAACACUAAAUCCUAACAAAGUGAACAGUCUGUAGAAGUUGGUGGUUGAAUUAGUUCGUUUAAAACGGAGCAAAACGUGCCGCAGGAAACAGGAAGCAUAGCUGGAAGGUGGUGGUGAGCAGAGCAGGAUCCAGUAGGCUGAAAUUAGCGAAGGAGUGCUGGACUUAUUCGACUGACAACAAACAGCAGCAGAAGCCGUAACAAUGUGGAAGUACAUCGUCAUCGUGUCCGUGUUUGGAGUGUAUCUGCUGAAGGAUCAUCAAAUCAGUGGGCAAAUCUUCGGCUACGAGCCGGACGUAGACUACCCGGCCUUCGAGCGCAUCCCGUCCGGGCUGACCUUCCGCUGUUCAGACAAAGUGCCCGGGUACUACGCGGACGUUGAAGCCCGCUGCCAGGUUUGGCACUGGUGUCUGCCCAACGGAUACAUGUUCUCGUUCCUGUGCCCCAACGGAACCGUGUUCAAUCAAGCCGUCCGGGUGUGCGACUGGUGGACCAACGUAAACUGUGUCGACUCGGAAGGACUGUACGGAAACAAUAACGAUCUCUACAGGGACAUCAACGGCGAGCUGAUAGCUGGGUAGUCCCGCAAGCCCUGACGUCAAAUAGCUGCACCCUGUAUCAUCCUAAUAAUUUAUUGUUGUUAAGUUUGUAUCUACAGUGAGCAAGAUAGGAGCAGCUUUCGCAACCUCCUCAGUCGUAUUAGCAAUUUUGUGUAAUAACCAGAAGAAAAACAACAACAAUGAUACGUAAAAUUGGCUUUUUUGCAAAUACUUUCCUUCCGUUGAGUUACCGUCCAACUCCAAGUUACCAAGUUGAUCUGUUAGGUAAGGAAAAUGAGAUUUUUUUUGUUUUAGUU
Molecule: messenger RNA, 1504 nt
Organism: Culex quinquefasciatus (southern house mosquito)
Lineage: Eukaryota; Metazoa; Arthropoda; Insecta; Diptera; Culicidae
Product: U-scoloptoxin(01)-Er1a
Exons: 3
Coding region: 852-1229 (125 amino acids)
Cellular component (GO): extracellular region
Molecular function (GO): chitin binding
Source: RefSeq, a predicted model, not a curated record